UUAGCGCUCCAUGUGUAACAAGAACGGACACGCAACUCUAUAAUUUAGUUUAGCAGUUCUUAUAUUCAUUCUACCUUUUGUUUAUCACGAAUCCUCUUUGAAUAAUUUUUUAUUGUUACCGAUCCCUAAGACUUAACUCAAUAUUUAAAUUCUUAAUGUGCUAAAUAUGUAUUUAAAACACUCAUCAACUGUUCAUUAAUAACCUUCUUCGCGAUAAGAGAUUCAUUAUAAAUAAAUAAAUACAAUAAAUAAUUUUUAUUCGUAUAGUACAAUAAUUUGCGUAUGUAAGGAUUUCGUAGUUCCCCAAAAGUCUGCCACAGGUUAAAAAUCGCUAUUCUAAUUAAUUAAUUAUAAUUAAUUAACAAUCACAACACGAUUUUUCAUCUUUUAUUUACUUCAAUAAAAGAAUGAGUUAUAAUGUGAUUGGUUAAUAACAUGCGUUUCAUUUCGCAAUAUCAGAAGUACGAAAUAAGCAGAAAUGCUUUCCUAGCGUUUCUUUGCAUUUGUAAUAUUAUUUAAAGUAAUGGAACUAACAAUAUUGUGUUUAACAAUAAACUGUUUCGAAUAUUUUAAAACAAUUUCUAUACAUUAGAAAUUAUAUAUAUAUUGUUCAAUUAAAGUGUAAAUACAUAUUGCGCACAUACAUAACCAACAUAUAUGUACAUGUAUAUGUACAUGACCAAGAAAAUAUUCAUUAAUUGAUUAAUACUUAUAAUUAUUAUUUUAAUCGAUGUCUCAACGUACUAAAGUUAUCCAACUAUACAAGACGCUCUUGUAUAUGGGUCGUGACUAUCCAAGAGGUUAUAAUGUUUUCAAAGGAAAUCUAAGAAAAGCUUUUGAAAAAAAUAAACAAGAACGUGAUCCUGAGAAAAUUGAUAAAAUGUUGGCUCAUGGUAAUUUUUUUAUAAGAUUCAUAAAUAUGGCCAUUUGUGUAGCUGUAAUCGGAAAAGAUAAUUCUCCAAAAUAUAUUAGAUGUGUAGAUGAAUCAUUGGCAUUGCAAUUUCAUUGCAAAGUUCAUACGUCAAUUGAUAUUAUAGAAGAAAAAUUAAAUGUUGGAAAUAAAACUGCUAUUGAUAUACGAGAUUUGUAUUUAAAUUUAUUAUAUGCUACUGAAGAAUAUAAAAUAUAUGGUUAUGCUACUAAUACAAAAAUCAAAUUUAUUAUUGUGUCUCAUUCAUCAAACACGUCUCUGAGAGAUAAUGAUGUAAAAAUGAUUUUUAAGAAAUUGCAUGCGGCUUAUUCUAAUGCUGUAUGCAAUCCAUUUUACAUUCCAGGUGAUCAAUUGAAUUCCAAGUCUUUUGAUUUAGCAGUAAUGGAUAUAAUGGGUAUUAUAUCACCUUUUUAAUAGAUUAUAUUUGAACUUAAUAUAUUGUGAAUAUAUUUCAAAUAGAUAUCAUUAAAUUAUGUAAAAAUUAUUACAAAUCUUUUUGCUUUGAUAAAAUGUAUA
Molecule: messenger RNA, 1447 nt
Organism: Bombus impatiens (common eastern bumble bee)
Lineage: Eukaryota; Metazoa; Arthropoda; Insecta; Hymenoptera; Apidae
Product: trafficking protein particle complex subunit 2-like protein
Exons: 7
Coding region: 731-1345 (204 amino acids)
Biological process (GO): respiratory electron transport chain; endoplasmic reticulum to Golgi vesicle-mediated transport
Cellular component (GO): cytoplasm; TRAPP complex; nucleus
Source: RefSeq, a predicted model, not a curated record